AUGGAUCCGCCAGACCGCAACGGUUCUGUCGAUGCGACAGAGGACCCGGCGACGAUCCCGCGCUCCGAGUCGCGUCUGAAAAGGCUGUCCGGUGCGACCGCCAACCGCCUGUCCAUCCCGUUCUCUUUGUUCUCAUUCAGAUCACGCACCUCAGAGAGCGAUGGACGCAAGCUCUCAAAGUCUCAGAACGGUAGGGCCAAGAGCUCUCGGCCGAGUGAAUCGACCACUCGGACUUCUACGGCAACUGCGACAACUGCAGCGCAGCCAGAUGAGCAAGAUGCCGUCGGCCAGCUGCCUACGUUGCCAGUCUUGGGAACGGCGCGUGGGGGCUACCUGAGGUCGCUGCUAUCGCUCUUCUCAGAUGGGCAUGACCACGACGGCAUGUCGACACAGACGGCUACGCCUGUGUCAGAAAACACACCGAUGACCGACCUGAGUUCAUGGCCACGAACCUUAGGACUAUACGAGUAUGAUAUUAGCUCACCUGUUGUAUACAGGUUCUCCAAGAACCACCAGCUGUACGUCGGUUGGCCAGAUGUUGUAAACCCACCUCCAGAGACCCUCGUGGAAUUCGAGAAGGAAACUUUGCCGUUACUGGAACAGGACCUGCAAGGAAUUUGCGCACAUCUCAGUCAGCAGGAUAUACGAAUCACUUACGAGCUCCGCAUGUCCGGCCACGCGGAUCCAAGGACUGGCACAGUGACCCUGACACCCACGGUGUGGAUUCUGUACAGGUCUUACACCUUAGCUGGUAAUGUUGUCACCGCAGCCGCGCUGAACCAAGUCGCUCUGGGGCUAGACUACCUCCAGACAGACAUCGAGAUCCACGAGGGCGGCGGACGGAUCGAGGUGAGCAGCGACAGGAAGCUAGUCGACGUCGACCUGGACGACAAAGACAACAUCCAGCUAUCAAACGGAUCCAUCCUCUCAGUGCAUGUCGAGGACUGCCUGCAGAAAGACACAGCCUGCGGCGCGCUGUGCUGCGUGACGGUGCAGGAGGACAAUUCCAAGACGCAGCAGAGCCUCUGCCGGCUGGGCGGGCUGCUCAAGAUCAACGGCAAGUACGUGCUGGGGGUGACGACGGCGCACGCGAUGCUGGACAGCAGCGGCAUCUUCCGGGACUCGUUCGACGACACGGCGGACGCGGACCUGCGCACGCCCAAGGGCAAGGCCGUCGACCGCGACGCCAUCGUGCUCGAGGCCGGCGACGUCGAGAAUUGGCAGGGCGCCACGCGCGACGCCGCCAUCGACUUCCUCGGCAUCUCCAUGAACUCGCGCGGCGACGUCGCCCUCAACCGCGCCCGCCCCCAGAACGCCACCGAUUUCGCCAUGCUGCGACUGAGGAACCUGCCUGGCUCCAUUCGGAACCGUUAUGUGCCACCCGGGUCGGACGAGCCUGUCAACAUCAACUCGACUGUGUCUGCUAGCUCUUCUGCGCUUGAUGAAGGGCCUGUAUAUAUUCUCUGUGGCCCGGGCCGUGUUGCUGAUGCGCAGCUUGUCUGGGGUUCUGUGAAUUUCAUUAUCAGGGGAAGAAACUUUCGCGUGCGCAGGGUGCAGACUUCUCAGCCGCUUGGGCCUGGAGCAUCAGGGUCAUGGGUAGUCAAGGGAGAAGUCCUAUACGGCGUCAUUAUAGCCGUCUACGAAGAUGAGCCGUUCGCCCUGAUGAUGACAGCAGAGAGACUAUUCGAGAGCAUCCUCGGCUCAGCAUUCUCCGUCCGGAGCGUCGAGCUCUGGGACGGCAUCCUGCCCGAAGCCGAGAAGUCCGAGCGAGUAAGCCGCACCCGCUCGUCAACAACAGAGGCCUCUUCUUCGAAAGCCGUCUCAAAGCGCGACUCGAGCACGGUCACGAACGGCACCCAGACGGACUCGUCGCGCCCCUCGACCUUGACGCGGAACUCGACGACGCAGGUGCGCGACUUCCAGCUCAAGGGGGAGGGCCCGGGCGACCCUGCCGAGAUGCUGGGCCUGCACCCCGCGCUCCGCGGCCAGGACGCGCGGGAGAAGCGGGCCGCGAAGCGGGCAUCGAAGAAUAGGGCGAGCAAGCUCUUGCCUCCCACGGCGCAGGUCAGGAGCUAUCUGGACCGGAAGCUGCCGAUACUGGCACGGCGGUCGAGCAAGGGCAAGGACAAGGGCAAAAAGGUUGACCGCGAGACGCCUUCGGAUGCCACGUGA
Messenger RNA from Diaporthe amygdali, 2172 nucleotides. RefSeq lists its product as uncharacterized. The transcript is spliced from 2 exons. Lineage: Eukaryota; Fungi; Ascomycota; Sordariomycetes; Diaporthales; Diaporthaceae. The coding region runs from base 1 to 2172 and encodes 723 amino acids. The record is from RefSeq and is a predicted model, not a curated record.